This is a messenger RNA of Acanthopagrus latus (yellowfin seabream), 2099 nucleotides long. RefSeq names its product O-acyltransferase like (gene oacyl). The coding region runs from base 111 to 1976 and encodes 621 amino acids. The transcript is spliced from 15 exons. Gene Ontology annotation, molecular function: acyltransferase activity, transferring groups other than amino-acyl groups. The record is from RefSeq and is a predicted model, not a curated record. Lineage: Eukaryota; Metazoa; Chordata; Actinopteri; Spariformes; Sparidae.
AAAUUGCUUAUGUCCCUUGAAGCUUUAUCCAGUUCUAUGUAAACAGGGCAGCAACAUUAGCUUCACAGUCCAACCAACCAACCAAACAAGUGUACGACGCUUUUGGAAAGAUGGGGAGCAAUGUUGAAGGAGGUAAUACCAACCAGCCUGGCCUGCUGAAGGAGUGUCACACUGCCCACGGUCCAACCUUCUCUGGACAGUACUGCCAGGUGUUCCUUAGGCAGGGAACAGUCCAGUACUUUGUGGGUAUUUGUGUUCCUGACUCCUGCGGGGAAGCAGAUGUAGAAAUGCUGGUGCUGUACGGGAACCUUCACACUGAUCAGAUGUCCCUCAUUCCUCCUUUACCUCCCAUCUUGCUCAAUCAGUCCUCUCAGGAGCUGAUCAUGACCCACUGUCUGUCCAACACCAGUUCACCUGAUGCCUCAGAUGUCACCUGCCUGUUUGUCUGCUGUGUGAUGGUUGCAAUUCCUCUUGCUGCGACCGUGUUUACAGCUAUAAUGAGGUGGCAGCGGAGCAGAGAAGUGAGUCCAACGGCAGAGUCUUCCCGUUUAAACACCGACCUUCACCUUUAUGGGACCAUGAAGACCAACGGCCCCUCCAGCAGUGAAAUAAAUAGUAACACUUUUGAAGAAAAUGGUAAUGACAGCCCCAGCGGCGCUCCACUGUGUCUCCCUCGAAGCUGCAUGUACCGCUGCCUUCAGGUGUUCGCUCUUCAAACUACCAGCCAGGGCGUCUUCAGCACCUCCUCAACCAUCCCAGGAGGAGGCUACUCCUCCCUGAAUGGAAUCCGUGUUCUCAGCCUGUUGUGGAUCAUGUGUGGACACUCGGCACAGUUCUCCGUCAUAAACAACCUGGACAACUACAAAAACUGGAGGAAAACGGUUGAGAGGAACCCUCUGUACGUGCUUACAAUGAGCGGACCUGUUUUUCUGGCUGUGGACACCUUUUUGCUUCUAGGGGGUCUGCUCAGUGCGAAGUCUCUGCUGGGCUUAAUCGACAGGGCUGAGGACAAACUGAGCCCCAGUGUGGUGGCUGACUACCUCUUCAGACGGAUUAAAAGGAUUCAACCCCUGCAUCUGUUUAUUAUGUGCCUAACCAUUGGCCUCAUCUCUCUGGUCCAGUGGGGACCCUACUGGUUCCCAUUUGUAGAUACAAUGAUGGACUGUAAGAGUUACUGGUGGGCCAAUUUACUUCUGAUUAGCAAUCUCCUCCCAGUCCACGAGAUAUGUAUUCCCUGGACAUGGUACCUGUCUCUGGACUUCCAGUGUUAUGCCACCACUCCUCUGUUGGUCUACUUUUACAGACUAAACAGAGGUGUGUUUACGGUCGUCGCUGGAGGCCUCCUGGUGAUGACCACUGUGAGCAGUGUUGUUAUAACUGCACUCCUGCAGCUGCCGGUCUUUCAGCCAUCCACACUGACAUCUGAGAAUUAUGUCUUGUAUUACUAUGUGAAACCCUACACGAGAUACGGGCCAUUUCUAAUAGGGAUCUUGACCGGAAUAUACCUGACAACGAAGAAAGAUCAGCUGUUAAAGAAAAAGUGGCAGGCAGCACUCGGAUGGUUCUGCUGCCUCUCGGUCAUGGCCGUGUUGGUUGGACUGGCCUACAUCCUCAGGGAGACUCCAGCCUCUACGUCUGUGCCGCACGCCCUCUACCAGGGGCUGCACAGACCGCUCUGGGCUCUGGCUGUGACCUGGAUCAUACUGGCCUGUGAGGAGGGUCAUGGAGGCUUUAUAAAGAGCCUCUUGUCACUGGGCUUCUGGGUUCCUCUCUCCAACAUCAGCUUCGCCUGCUACCUGACUCACCCUGUGUUCAUCCUCCUCUACGUCGGCUUGCAAGAGACCCCGAUCCACUACUCGGACAUCAACUUUAUGUACCUGUUCCUCGGCCACGUGGUGCUCACACUGGCGGUGAGCUACGUGCUAACUGUGCUGGUGGAGAAACCCUACGUCCUCCUCAAAUGGAGCAGUGCAUAGCAGAUACAAAAAGACAUCUCCAGUUAACAUCCUUAAUCUUAUAUUCUGUUUGUUUGUGCCUCCUCAGCUAUCACUGUUGUUCAAUUCUACUUUUGUAGAAAAAAAAAAACCUGUUUCUUUAAA